Messenger RNA from Cyclocybe aegerita, 1431 nucleotides. The record is from the annotation of a GenBank genome assembly. NCBI's taxonomy places the organism in Eukaryota, Fungi, Basidiomycota, Agaricomycetes, Agaricales, Hemipholiotaceae.
AUGGCCUCAAACUCGUCCCCGGAUUCCCUUCGUCCGACGUCGCCAACAUCCCCACCACCGCCCAUCGACCUCCGCCAUAUGACCUCAAAUCCAGGCCUCAGCUCGCCAACGAGGGAUGUACGACACGGGAACAAGUCGCAGCAUCUACGGACGGCGGAUGCUCGACUAGGAUCUCCAAAUUCGAUUCCAUCGUCACCUACCUCCGUCCGUUCCUCAUCUUCCGCCAUCUUUGAGCGCGAUAUCGAACCCAUCGUGCUACCAUCACCUCAAAAUACUCUCCAUCACCCGCCAAACCCGCACCGAGUCCCCAGAGCGAAGAGCUCCGAGCAGCUCGAGCAAUCCGUGCCGUCUGUCCUCGAUAGCGCAGCAUCUAUCCUCGCCAACACCGAACCCGACGAUCUCGCACAAGAUGUGGCAGUAGUUUCGCCAGCUGCGUCGGUGUUUGAGUCGAUGGUCGGAAGGACGAGCGGGUUCGCGAGCCCCAUCGGUAGCUUCAGAAGCCGCAGCCCGAGUCCGAUAGGCUCGAGGGUUACCUCGGGGCAGACCCGGGCGGACGUUGUCCUCAAUCUCCCAGUUUCGUCACAAUCUCCCAUCGCAUCCCCGACGUCGGUCUUAGGGCUCCACAACCUCCCACCGCCUCCUGCAGUUGCAUCGCCACAAGCACCGUCUUCUGCAGCAUCCUCGCCAGGAUCGGCAAGGCCGACGAUCCAGACGAGCAAUACGCAGCUGACAAUUACACAGGUUUCGGCCAGCAACAGCUCGAGCGGCAGGGUCUCAGCAACAACACCUUCGAUCGUCACUCCGACGUCCGCGUACUACUCCGUGGAGGAGGAUGGGGCGCCUAUGAAUACUACCGCCGAGCAGCCUCCGCCCAGUGCCCUCACAUCGCCCGCCCAAGCAUCGCCUUCAUCUUCUGCACGGAACGUCUCGCCUUUACAGCCAACUCUCCCACUCUCCCCAUCAACAGCCUCACACCCACCCUCGCCCAUCCACGUUGCCAAGAAGCGGCUAUCCUUCAUGUCCUACUCUGACCUUCUCUCCUCAACCCCAUCGUCAACACAAACUCUCUCUUCUUUGACCACGUGUGCCUCGUCAUCAGAGCCACCACCGCACAUCCCUAGCGUCAGCGGCCUGAACGUGGCUAACGCCCUUGCAAACGCAGCCAACGGAAGCGUUAGCGGCGGAAGCAGAGCUCCAAGUCUUCGUGGUGCCACUGGAGGGCUUACACAUCCAGGAAAGAGGGAGUCAAUCGCGCUGCUGGACAACGUUGGAGGCGAGUGGGAGAGAGAAGGCUUCGGGAUGGGCCUGGAGGAGAGGCUGGAGGCGCUGUUGAUCCCGCCUCCGGGUGGGUCGAACUCGACGACGGGUUCGGUGGCGGGUGUUCCGGUCGUGCAGGUGCCGCAACCGCAGGUCGUUGGCGGGAAGGCUUGA